AUGAAUGAUACAUUAGAACCCUCGAACCCAAAAUAUUUGGAAGAAAAACAUCCAUUUGGUGUUAUUCCAGUAUUGACCGACGACGAUUUUCAAAUCUAUGAAUCGCGUGCCAUCUGUCGUUAUUUGGAAUCGAAAUAUAAAGGCAGUGGUGCUGAACUGAUUCCAACAGACAUCAAAGCACUAGGGCUCUUCGAACAAGCUGCAUCUAUCGAAGCAUUCAACUUUGAUCCCUAUGCAAGUGGAAUUAUAUUCGAGAGGGUUUUUAAGAAGUACGUAGUUUUUACUUUGGCCGAUUUAUUUCAUUUGCCAUACGGUUCACUUCUUGUUGCAAAUGGUGAAGGUCACUUUUUCGAAUCACGGCCCUAUGUGAAAGCAUGGUGGAAUCGAAUAACAUUACGACCAUCGUGGAUAGCUGUGAAAGAUUUGGAAUAA
Molecule: messenger RNA, 432 nt
Organism: Rotaria sp. Silwood1
Lineage: Eukaryota; Metazoa; Rotifera; Eurotatoria; Philodinida; Philodinidae
Source: the annotation of a GenBank genome assembly